CGCAACCGAGAGCACAAUCUCGUAUUUCAAGACCCUCACCGGAAGUAUCUUGGACAAGCGAUAAAAGUGACAAUCAUCCGCGAUUCAUCAGUCGCAGUUUCUUUACGUUUCGGCGACCUGAUCCGACUCGAGGCAAUCAUGUUACUCAUUUUGUGCGCUCUCGUUGCGCAAUCUUUCGCUUCACCAAUCGCGAAUGUCUGGCUGAGUCCGAUAGCGUCUCUCUCGCCGCUGAGACAAUUUCACAUGCAAGAUGGGGCGGGAUCUUAUCACUAUUCCUUUAUCGGACCACAUCAUGCCAAAGCAGAGUCUACAUUGAACGGAAUAACGCAAGGCGGAUAUUCCUACAUCGACGCGAACGGAAUUCUGCAAACGGUCUCGUACACGGCGGAUGAUCAGAACGGAUUUCGUGUCAGGGCGAGUAAUCUGCCGCAGCCGCCGAAGAGUAAUGAGAUGCAACUCGCGCAGGAUGCACCAGAAGUAGUCGCGGCCAAAAGGAAUCACCUUGACGAGCUGCAGAAGUCACAGGUCAACUGGCAGGAUCAGAAUCUCCUGUCGUACAAAGUCCUGCCGCCGUACUAUAGUUUCGCUCAAAUCAAACGGGACGAACACAGCAAAACCGAACAGCUGAAUUCGAACUCGCAAGAGAAAGCGGAAACUACCAAGAAUCCGUUCUUGCUGUCGAGAUCAGAAUCACAGAGAAUCGACAUUCCCAAGCCGGAUCCAAGUCUCUCGAAGGUAACUGCCGCAACUCCAAGCUCUACAACCAUCAUCUCGUCAUGGCCGACCUCGGCGUCGUUGAAGGACAACACGCUUCUAAAGGACAACGAGCAUUCGUCCACUCAGAACACCCUGCAGUUCGUUCCGCUUGCCAGGGACAUCAGUCAGAGACCGCUGACCAUGCCUACGUCCUAUGUGCUCCCAGUGUUACCUUAUCGAUUUCUUCACAGCUCGCUUCAUCAUACUCAGGACUCCCUGGGACAGUACGAUUACAGUUACACCGGAGAUUCCAGCUCGAAAACCGAGUCCAGGUCGCUCGAUGGCACUACCAAAGGCGCCUACAGUUACAUCGACGCUAACGGGAUCCUGCAGCAGGUGCAUUACAUCGCCGAUCACAACGGAUUCAGAGUCCUAGCGACCAAUCUGCCCGAAGCAAAGUGAUGGCUCCAUUGACGCCGUAGGAAAAGUCUCUUUAGGAUGCGAAAUUGUUCGAAGCGCGAUGUUGAUUUUCAGUUUUUCGAAUAUUAGAUAUCGUGAGAAGCAAAGGAGGAGCAAGGUAAACACUUCUAAAUUAUAAAUUAGUGUGUAAAAUAAAAAGAUACAAAAAUAUGUUGGAAUAAAAAUGUUUUGAAUAAUUAGAAUAUGCUUUAAUAAACAUAGAUUUUGUUUAGCAUUAGAUUUGCAAAGAAAGUUGCCCAAUCUAUAAAACAAUCAAAAAGAUGCGACGAAUUGUAUAACUUAGCUUAUUUAUUUAAUUAAACAUACGUGUCUUGCGUCACUCGCAUAAUGAAUAUCGGUGUCGGAAAUUCGAUCAAAAUAAGUUUGCGAAUGCUUCUCGAGUUUGUUCAAUUGUCAAGAGUAUUCCCGCGGAAACGCGGAAGAACAGACUUGAUUCGUAUUCGAAAAUAUUCUGUCGUAAAACUAACUUUAGGUUUUGUACGACUAAUGUUACGUAUGAUUAUCAUCACUUCGUGAGAUCAUCGUCAAUAAAUUAUUUUGCAACACUGUACGUGUUUGUACAUUUCAUUGUGUCAAAAUAAAAAAGUGUUUUAUUACAAAAAA
Messenger RNA from Pseudomyrmex gracilis, 1779 nucleotides. RefSeq lists its product as uncharacterized. Gene Ontology annotation, molecular function: structural constituent of chitin-based larval cuticle. The transcript has 4 exons. The record is from RefSeq and is a predicted model, not a curated record. Gene Ontology annotation, cellular component: chitin-based extracellular matrix. Bases 139 to 1158 code for a protein of 339 amino acids. Lineage: Eukaryota; Metazoa; Arthropoda; Insecta; Hymenoptera; Formicidae.